AUGACUAGACCUGAUAUCACCUAUGCAGUACAACAAUUAUCUCAGUUUGUUAGUGCUCCUCUUGAUACACAUUGGACUGCAGCUGUUCAUGUUGUGAGAUAUCUCAAAAGUUGUCCUUCCCUGGGAUUAUUCUACUCCUCUCAGACUUCACUUUCUCUACAAGCUUAUAGUGAUGCAGAUUGGGGAUCUUGCCAAGACUCUAGGAGGUCACUUACUGGAUAUUGUGUGUUUUUGGGGUCUGCUCUUAUUGCAUGGAAGACUAAGAAACAAGUUACAGUUUCUAGGAGUUCAGCAGAAGCUGAGUACAGAGCAUUAAGCAGUACUGUAUGUGAGCUACAAUGGUUGUCUUUUCUUCUACAUGACCUGGUUGUUUCUGUGGAUGUACCAAUUCCCCUCUGGUGUGAUAAUCAAGCUGCCUUGCACAUUGUGGCAAACCCGGUGUUCCAUGAAAGAACCAAGCACCUAGACAUCGAUUGUCACCUGGUGAGGAAUCAGUACAAGGCCGGUUUUGUUAUUCCUAAGAAGAUUUCUUCGGCUCUUCAACUUGCGGAUAUUUUUACUAAGUCAUUGGGUGUCUCCGUUUUUAAUGCACUUCGGUUCAAGCUUGGCCUUAUCGAUCUUCAUCACGUGCCAAGCUUGAGGGGGGGCUGUUGA
Striga hermonthica is the source of this 654-nucleotide messenger RNA. The record is from the annotation of a GenBank genome assembly. NCBI's taxonomy places the organism in Eukaryota, Viridiplantae, Streptophyta, Magnoliopsida, Lamiales, Orobanchaceae.